AUGUUCUGUCCAACUAGGUACUCGCCGGGAUGGAAGCGUCGGCAAGUGGUGCAGGCUGGUGGUCUGGUUGGGUCCUGCGGUGAUGGUUGCUCUGCCCGAGUAUGGGUUCGUGACAACUACGGCCGCCCUCGGCCCGAACCACAGAUAGCAGUUUUCACCAUAUUUUUGGACUGCAACGUGGAUGAAGGGAAUAACUCGAGGAAUGAUAUUAUUGAUCUGGCAAAACUUCCAGCCGGGAGACAGAGCGGACGUUGGGGAGCCAAUCCGACUAGCCUCGCUGGAGGAGCCACCGUCAGCCUGUGGCCGAAGAAGAGAGCAAGCUGCAAGCAGUGGCUGACGGAGGAGGGGGGAGAGGGGGAGCCGAAAGUGGCAUUUUCUGUUUCUUUGUCUCUCAUCCCCAGUCGCACUUUUUCUCUCUCCUCUCGUGACCCUAAAUUAGCCGAUCAACGGCUUAAGACCACACCCCACUACCCUCUGCCAUUAGCCGUCUCCAUCUCGUCCCAGUCCUGUCGUUGCACGUCGUUUGUUUGUUGUAGUAAUCGAGAUUUUGCGCCAAAGUUGAUCAAGGCUCCUACUUGUUCGUCCCAUGCAGUUGCUACAGUUGUGGAGGUCGAUUUGGGUGAUCAGAGCUACCCAGUCUACAUAGGGCCGGGCCUUCUCUAUCAACCUGAGAUUAUUCAGAGGGUUCCAAGUGCACUUGCAUAUGCAAUCAAGCGCUCGUGCGAAAUUGUGUCCUUCGACGAGAAGGAAAAUGGAGUGAGGGCCAUAUUGAACUUCGGCCACACAUUUGGUCAUACAAUUGAGGCUGGUGCUGGAUAUGGUCAGUGGAUUCAUGGGGAGGCUGUUGCAGCUGGCACGGUAAUGGUAGCUGACAUGUCUUACAGGCUUGGGUGGAUAGACGAAGCAUUAGUAAAGCGGAUGCAUGUGAUUCUGAAACAGGCAAACCUACCCACAAUACCACCACACACUAUGAUCGUUGACAUGUUUAAGUCUCUUAUGGCGGUGGCCGACAGCAUACUAAGGCUCGUGCUUUUGAAAGGCUCGCUUGGCAAUUGUGUUUUCACCGGCAAUUACGACAGACGCGCCCUCGACGAUACACUUCAUGCAUUUUGCAAGUCCUCUAAUUAA
Striga hermonthica is the source of this 1128-nucleotide messenger RNA. The record is from the annotation of a GenBank genome assembly. Lineage: Eukaryota; Viridiplantae; Streptophyta; Magnoliopsida; Lamiales; Orobanchaceae.